AUGAUUUCGGAUUUUAAUCAUUUAUUAAAAUGCUUCCGAACAUCUACUUUGGAUGACAAUUUACAGGAAUUCCAGACCCCUUAUGGAAUAGUCAAAAAGAAGCAUUGGGAAGCUCUCUUAGAAGAGGAGAAUUAUCGUCAGCCCAAUAUGAAAAUUGCCUACAAAUUGACACCUGCCCAUUUAAAACCUAAAGGCUUUCAGACAAUGAAUGUGCCUCUUGCAACACAAGCAAUUUUGGAUUUCUUACAAUUUCUUGAAGAUUGGGAGAAAGUAGAAAAAAAUACCUGUAUCAAGGAGUACGUUACUAGGAUUAAAAGUAACAUUGCACGCAACACUACAAAUAUCGAAAAUGUUAUACAUGGAAUGUAA
This is a messenger RNA of Parnassius mnemosyne (clouded apollo), 369 nucleotides long. NCBI's taxonomy places the organism in Eukaryota, Metazoa, Arthropoda, Insecta, Lepidoptera, Papilionidae. The record is from the annotation of a GenBank genome assembly.